GAAGUAUCUCUCCAGGAUGUUCGGAAGGAGAUCAACUUCUGCCGUAAAGUGAAACUGCCGAUCAUAGGUGUUGUGGAAAAUAUGAGUGGCUUUAUAUGUCCGAAGUGUAAGAAUGAAUCUCAGAUCUUUCCCCCGACUACUGGAGGUGCAGAGAAGAUGUGCCAGGAUUUAAAUGUUACCCUCCUGGGCAAAGUGCCUCUAGAUCCUCGAAUAGGGAAAAGUUGUGACCAAGGUCAGUCUGUCUUCUCUGAAGCACCUGAGUCUCCAGCUACACUGUCUUACAGGAGCAUCAUCCACAGAAUUCAGGAAUACUGUGAUCAACACCAUUUACAAGAAGAAAAGACUGUCUAAUCUGGGAAUGGAAUAAAAACAUAGUCCGUGUUUAAUUGCAGGAAAGUAACUUAUGCCUUGAUUUAAUAGAUGGAAUGUAUUCUUUUUGUAUUUUGCAAAUAAAUUCUUAACAUAAA
Messenger RNA from Apaloderma vittatum (bar-tailed trogon), 467 nucleotides. It is a transcript of the gene NUBP1, whose product is annotated as nucleotide binding protein 1. The record is from RefSeq and is a predicted model, not a curated record. The annotation marks the transcript as partial. Gene Ontology annotation, cellular component: cytosol. The transcript is spliced from 4 exons. Gene Ontology annotation, biological process: iron-sulfur cluster assembly. Lineage: Eukaryota; Metazoa; Chordata; Aves; Trogoniformes; Trogonidae. Gene Ontology annotation, molecular function: iron-sulfur cluster binding; ATP binding; ATP-dependent FeS chaperone activity.